UGACGAUUGUUAUUUCACCAUGAGUUGUUGUGCUAGUUAACGUUUGGUACGAUUUGCGCUUGGCAGGUUAUUAAACUUGUAUAUUAAACAAGAGAAAGACCAUUUUACCAUUUAUCAGAAUAACAAACACGCGGAACGACUGCAAAAACAGUCAUCCUUAACAGAUAUAAUUAAGUUCAACUGUAGCGUAGUGUUAGCAUAAUAAGUGGGACAAUGCAAGGAAGCCUUGAGAGGGCAUACAAGUCCGACUCGCUAAUUACAACUCUCGCAGUCAGAAAACCCACAGAGGAAGUAAAGACAAGCAAAAGGAAGGUUCUUGAUGAAGAGGAGUACAUUGAGGGUUUAGAGAAGAUCAUUCAGAGAGACUUCUUCCCAGAUGUCACUAAGCUGCAGGCUCAGAAAGACUACCUGCAGGCUGAGGAACAUGGGGACUUGGAGAAGAUGCGAGAAAUCGCCAUUAAAUUCGGAUCAGCUUCGAACAGGUCUACUCCCCGUGUCAAUAUGCCAUAUGUGACGCCGAAUUCAUUUGAGACUCCUGAGGGCCGGCCUGCCUCUCCCUCGUCCUCUCAUGGCAAACCCCGGUCUGGAAUGAAAGGAACAGAAUAUGGAGGGAAGGAUGGUGAAAAGGAGGAGGAGAAGGAGCUCCCAUGUCUGGAUAGGUUCCUGGCGAAGAACACCAGUGAGGACAACGCCUCCUUCGAGCAGAUUAUGGAGCUGGCAGACGACAAGGAGAAGCUGAGGCACUCAUGGCUGUAUGAGGCCGAGGAAGAGUUCAGACAGCGCCACGAGGAGAACCUGGCCCUGCCGUCCUCAGAGAAGCAGGCCCUCGAGUGCACCAAGGCUGGGGUGGAGACGUGGGAGUACAAAGCCAAAAACGCCCUCAUGUAUUAUCCUGAAGGAGUGAAAGAUGACGACGCUAUAUUUAAGAGGCCUCGUGAGGUCAUCCACAAGAACACACGCUUUCUGGGAGACCCCUUCAGCAAAGCCCUGAACAAGACUCAGAUCAAGGAGGCCGCCGCUCUGAAUGCACAGUAUAAACAAGGCAAGGUGGGCCCUGACGGGAAGGACCUGCUUCCACAUGAGUCCCCUAAAGUGAAUGGCUAUGGCUAUAUUGGGGCUCCAUCACCUGCACCUGGUGUGGCCGACUCGCCCCUAAUGACCUGGGGAGAGAUCGAGAGCACCCCGUUCCGCCUGGAAGGUGCUGAGUCUCCAUACGUAGAGAGAAAUAAUCACGGCCCUUCUUUUAAGAUCCCUGAACCUGGGAGAAGAGAGCGGCUUGGUUUGAAAAUGGCCAACGAGGCUGCGGCCAAAAACAGAGCCAAGAAGCAGGAGGCGCUGCGCAAAGUCACUGAAAACCUAGCCAGCCUCACGCCCAAGGGCUUGACGCCAGCUGCUCUGUCACCUGCUCUCCAGAGGAUGGUCAACCGCUCGUCCAGCAAGUACACAGACAAAGCCUUGCGUGCCAGCUACACGCCCUCCCCCUCGCACCGGGUGCCCACGCCACAGGGGCCGCUCACGCCCCACGGCACCCCCACGCCCAGCAAGGCUGGGACCCCAGCAUCACAAGAUCCCGCGUCCAUCACCGACGACCUCCUGCAGCUUCCUAAGAGGAGGAAGGCUGCUGACUUCUUCUAAUGAGCGAAGUGUGUGUGUGUGUCUGUGUCUGUCUAUUUCUGGCCUGGGAGGACUACAGCCAGAUCUGGACUCAAAAGCGGUCAGUCUAAAAUAUACCCUAAUAGGGAAAUUAUGCCCAUAUUUGACCUUAACAAAAAGGUAAUUCCACGGAGUGCAGCAAAGUUUUGAACAGAACUGUUUGAAUGAGGAGGCUCUGCUAAGAACCGCAUUCUUAAAACAGAAUUGCUUGUGUAAACAGACUCAAACAAUUUCAUCCUUUUGAACUUUGUAAGGAUACUUGUCUGGCUUACUAAGUGGAAAGUGAUAUGCAUAUGACUAUGUGCAUAUUCUUUUGUACAUGGAUAAUGUUGGAGGACAUUCACAACAAAUGUCACACUGAAAAAAGAAAAUUUUGUAUAGUGCGUGCAGAGGUAUUUAAAUAUUGUUAUAUUUUGUAGCUUUUAAUUUCAAAAUGACUUUGUGUAACGAUUCAUGAUGUCAUUGUUGACACAAACCUGUUUUCUACUGCGAGUUAAAAUGGUUGUCUUACAGUCACUGUAAAUGACGCCCUUACAAUAGAAUGACCAAUUAUUCAUUAAAUGGUUGAAUGUCA
Molecule: messenger RNA, 2227 nt
Organism: Alosa sapidissima (American shad)
Lineage: Eukaryota; Metazoa; Chordata; Actinopteri; Clupeiformes; Clupeidae
Gene: ess2
Product: ess-2 splicing factor homolog
Exons: 10
Coding region: 214-1635 (473 amino acids)
Cellular component (GO): catalytic step 2 spliceosome
Source: RefSeq, a predicted model, not a curated record